AUGUGCCAAUUGAUUUCUUGUUUUGGAUAUAGGUGGGAUACUGAAUAUCAGUAUUACAACAAGUUUGAAUUGACAUCUAACACUCUUAAAACAAUCGAAAGACCUUCACAUGGUGAAUUUUAUACUGUGAAAUCGGUCAGAUUGUUGAAACCUGGCAGGUAUUACAAGUGGAAGAUUAAAUUGGAUAAUUAUCAUCCUGAAAUUGUUUCAAAUUCAAUCAAAAUAAUGAUUGGAAUUGAAUCUCUCAAUUUCUUCCCUUUCAAUGAUCAACGUAGUGGAGAGGUCAUUGGCUGGCAAUCAGAAUCAAAGGGAAUUGCUUCAAUUACCGGAACCAAAGAAAUUAUCCAUGCAGUUUUAAGCGACAAACACACAUGUUGCAAGUUGGAACAAAACUUUGAAACUGGUGAUAUCAUUCAAAUAGAAUUUGAUUUAACAAAUGUUCCAAAUGUUAUCCCAUUCCAACAUACUACAAAUAGAUAUUCUGAUAUAGAGGAUGAUGUUAAAUAUAUGGGAUUAGUGAGGUUUAGUCUAAUUAGAGACAAAACAAAUCAAGAAUUGAGACCUUGGUAUCCAUUUGGUGAUGUGAGAUUUGCUCCCUUCGUUCCAGCAGUUAGUGUAAGCAGUGGACAAACUCUUUCAUUUGUUUAA
This is a messenger RNA of Naegleria gruberi, 648 nucleotides long. RefSeq lists its product as uncharacterized. Lineage: Eukaryota; Heterolobosea; Eutetramitea; Acrasida; Naegleriidae. The transcript has a single exon. The record is from RefSeq and is a predicted model, not a curated record. Bases 1 to 648 code for a protein of 215 amino acids.